Molecule: messenger RNA, 4021 nt
Organism: Schistosoma margrebowiei
Lineage: Eukaryota; Metazoa; Platyhelminthes; Trematoda; Strigeidida; Schistosomatidae
Source: the annotation of a GenBank genome assembly
GUCGAGUGCUGUCGAGUGACUAGGAUAUUCCAAUCAGAAGCCGUUAAUAGCCUGUAAUGUCACUGAAAUAGAAAAGAAGCAAGUGCAAGCAAACUAACUGGUUUAAAUAAGCUGAUCAUGAUCAUAUUGACUUUAUUGAAAUAGUCACUUGAUUUGAAGUGAGCGGAACAGAGCAUCGAUGAGUUACGGCACCGAUCCGGAUUCAUCUUGUGUAAUAACAGCUGUUGGUUUUGUCGCACAGGCUGGGACCAAACAGCAAAAGUAUGAAGUCUUAUCUCGAACUUCAGAUAGUGCUGAUGAUGCUUGUUUGUGGCCAUCAAGUCUCCUUUCAAGACGUACACGAUACCUAUGUUAUGUUUCAGAAAAUAUAAAUACAUGUGUAAGUUCAAUGGUUCAUUGAUUUGUCUUGAUAAAUGUGGUGUCUCAGUGGUUGAAGGGUCCGACUUUCAACCAUUAACUCUCAGGUUCCGGACCCGUCCUGCCUACUCGUUGAGUAACUGGAUUGUGAGUAUCAUUAGCCUUCAUAUUUGGAGUGCAGCUCGUAUCCAAGAACGUGAUUAGUUAAUUUAAAUAAAAUAAAAUCGUGCACUUUAUUUAAAGCAGAUAAGUAUUCUAACAGUUUACAGGGAUUGUGACUUGUAAUUACAUAUUUAUCUAUAUGUUAGAAUAUAUCACAUUUCAGAUACUGUUAGAAAUGAAUAUGAUAUUUUUGAUAGGGUAGUAUGACAAUGCUUGAAGUAAUUCGGUUGGUCCCUAUUUCUUUUGGGCUUUCAGAAAAAAACAUUUGGCUUUCGUUUAAGAUAUUCUAAUUUAACCAUUUUAUGUGGUCUAGUUUUAAAGUUAAAAGCAAAAUUUAGGAUAUCGAUUAUCAGUUCAAACUAUCUACAUUUUAUAUAGGUAUACAUCAAUGACGUUGAAGUCAGUAAAUAGCGAAUCAAAUAAAAACACCAAAGGUGUAGAUAUUACUAAAGAACUAGUAGAGAAUAAGCAAAAGUAAAAUAAAAUCCUUACUCGGAAAGUUGUAUGUCAUUGGAAAUCAUAUGUUAGAUUGUUUAUUCGCUGUCAGAAAGUAAUGCAUGAUUUUUGUUUACAAAGUAAUGCUUUGAAUAUAUUUUGCUAUAUGUACACAGACUGAGGUGGUUUGUUCAUACAUUUAUACCACUUAAUUUUCAACUGUGGAAAUAUUGCAAUAAGCCUUCUUUCUUAGAUUUCCUUGAAGUGAAUAAUUAUGAGUUCCAACUGUAUGUAUUAAUUCAGUAUUAUGAAAGGCUCAAGUGCUGAAUAUCUCAAACCGAAACAUUACACUUGUUGGCAUAUUCUCUUCCUUGUCUGUCGUCUAAAAAAUAAAAGACGAAUAUAUUGGAACUUAUGAAUUCAGUAUUUAAUGGAUGAGAAGAAAAACGGCUGUAUCGCCUGAUUACUGAUUGUAAAUUUUUGACAUUGAAGAUAGGCAGAAAAUACUAACUACUGAAAAUAACAUUUGUAACAUAUAAUCUCUUAAAAACAAUUUGAACGUGUGUUAAAGAGAGAUUUGUUACGAUGUUGCACAACUGAAUCUGAGAAUACCUUACUGCAACAAAAUUUAUGAUAAUGAACAAGGCUUUUAUUACAAUUAUUAUUAGAACCAUAGUUAUAGAUGGAAAAUAUCACUUCUAAAACAUCAUUCACUAAACGAUAUUAUAUCACUUUGUAAUGUAUUCAGUGCGAAAUCGGAUACGGAAUUAAAUAGUAAUAAUAUAUCUGUUAUUGGGAGAAAGGUAAGAAAAAUCAGACAUCUGACACCAGCGUCGAGCUAAAUAAUCUAAGAUGGGGACUGAUAAACUGUACUUACCUCAACGCCUUUGUAAAAGCUAUUCUGAACUGUUGUCGUGUUAUAUUUGAAAUUUGCCAGUCAGUCUGUUAUAAUAAAUGUAGAACCUGGAACAAAUGUACUUCGACCCAGAAUUCCAUACCACAUUAGUACGAGAUUCGGUUAACAAAAUGAAUAGGAAAGAAAUCGGAAUAACAUAGCAGGAAUGAUAAUGAGAAAGACUAAUUUUCAUUGAAAGGGAAACAGUUAACGAAUUUUAAUGUAUGACCUCAACAAUUAAAGAGUCCAUAAAGCUGUAUUAUUUAGGUUUUCAAAAUAACGUGGACAAGGACACUGAUAAUUGCCGAUUAUCAACUAAAUAACCAACUGCGCAACUUGACUGAUUAAUGGUAGCUGAGUUUUCAUUUCACCUGUCAUCAUAUACUAGAAGCGUAGUUCAUCGUUUUUACGAUUCAAAAUUUUUUUAUUGUAUUUGAUAACUAUAUAAACUGUUGGUGCAUGAAAAUAAGAUACAAAUUAACACUCUUGAUAGGGUUUUGUGAAGUUUAAACGUGUUUGGAGUGAAACAGUUGUCAUCAGUGAGAUGAGGUGAUCUUCACGCUAUAACGCGAGCUGAUUGAAGCUGAAAUUAUGCCAUUAGACAUCGAUCCAUUGGUUUUGAUGAUCAAGCAUUUACCGCGAGACCUGGCAGUCCUGAGUUUGAUCAAUAGUAAGGCAGUGGGUUAGCACCGUUAAGUACUCAUACCAAGACAAAACAACUAUGUGGUACUUCUUAUUUUUCGCUGCUAUCCCAGCUGAGACCAAUCUACGACGUUAAGACCUUCAAAUUAACGCUACAUUAGUCGUUCAUAAAUAAAGGCUGAUGUUUGUUUGAUGACUAUCUAGUUUUUGUGAAGAUGUAGGAUAAAUAUCUGUUGUAGAGGAAAGUUUUCUGGGAUUUCGUUAGACGUAAUUUUCGAGUGUUAAGAUCUAUUAAGAGAGUUCUAAUCGAUAGAUAGACGCAGUGAUAUAUAGCUGAAUGUUGGUUACUCACGAGACCGUGUUAUUGAAUUAAGCUGACGAAUGAUUUGAAAUCACAGACAAGACCACUAGUUAGAUGAAUAAGCUUUUUUGUAUCAAAAUAACCUGCUCGUAUACAGAAUAUGAACACAGAAUAAACACAAUAAAAUAUCAGGUGAUUGGAGGAAAUUAGCUUGUAGGUCACUUCUUGCCAGUCAGCUAAGAUCUGGCUGUUAGGCGUAAUUCCUCGGCAUCGUACCAAUGUCCUCAACAUUAUUUACUUAAUAAUCUGGCAGAACAUUGUGUUAGUUGAAACAAAAUUGUCAAGUUUCAUGUUUCUGGUCGUAAACUACUGUGUAAUCUAAGGGCAUCUAGUUUGUAAUUCGGAUAUUCUUGCGCAAUUUUACUUAUAUAUGUAGGUAUCAUGUUAUGUAAUUGUUUUAUUUAUCAUAUCCUUUUAUCACGUCUUCAACAAUAUAAGGCUGGACAGAGACCAAUACUUGUAAAUUUGGUACUAGUAGACGACGGUGAACAUAUUCCUGCAAAUCAUCAAGCGAUAUAUAAUACAAUAGAUACAGGUGAACGUGCUUUAAAAAGGAAAAUUCUUUGUGCUAAAUUUUCACCACGUUCUACAACUUCUCGUGCAAUUACCAGAAUUGGUGUUUACAGUCGUCCACGUACUACAACUCCUGGUUAUACACGUAUCGGUGAUAUCAAUUCGAUUGUGAUUUAUUGUAAACAUACAGAGAUUGGUCUACUUAAUUCAGAAAGAUCACCUGUUCCCCCAUCAGUUCCAUCUCGACCAUCAAUUCCAGAUAGAAAUAAUUUGUAUCCAAAUUUACCUGCAUUUUCAUCAUCAGGCAACGCUUCAGCUUGUGAAGCAUUCGCUACAACACGACGUGGAACAGUACAUCCUCUGUCUGGGAUUCCUUUCGAAUUAAAUAAACGUUAUCUUACUGACGAACCAGGGGAAUACAGAGCUAACGGAGCAUCAAAGUACAAGUCAUUUGAUGAAAUAGAUUCUGAGUUUCAAUAUCGUUUUGAUCAAGAACGCUUUUUACUUGAAACAUCAACGUGAACGCUUAUCAAACGCAGAUAUAAUUGUAAAACGGCUGAUAUGAUCUAUAUUUAUUUAUAUUGAAUAGUUCUCUUCAACUUUUAAAAAUUCAGAUACCACAGUUUUCUCUUUUUUUAUAUUAAAAUAAAGUCGAU